This is a messenger RNA of Ectocarpus sp. CCAP 1310/34, 269 nucleotides long. The record is from the annotation of a GenBank genome assembly. NCBI's taxonomy places the organism in Eukaryota, Phaeophyceae, Ectocarpales, Ectocarpaceae.
UGGUUGACGGCUCGGGAGAGCCGGUGCUAGAAGGAGUGUGCCAGUCCUGCAUGCUGCCCGUGCACGGCUCCAUCUCGGUGGGUAUGAUCAUCUCGAGCAGCACGAAACACGCAGCAGAGACAACACUACUUGGGGAAAACACCACUUGGGACAGCUUGCACCCUUUGCCCGCUUCCAAAUAUCCCGCGACAAGAACUGUGUUAAGAUGUGCCGCAUUCUCUCCGACGCCAAAUAACGCACACAGCUGAGCGACAAGGGAAUGAACAAUA